CUCUCUCCAAAUCUGUAAUUUCGGAGUGGGUUUAUUUUCGGCCCCGGGCUUUGUACGGCGCGGCUGCCUGUCUGUCUUGCUUGGUUCCAGGCAGCCUCCUCCUCCUCUGCCUCCCUCCGCCUCCGGGUCCUCUUCUCAGCCCAACUUUGGAUGAGGAGCCCGGCUGGGGCUGGAGAUGGAGCUGCCCCUGCUCCUCCUCCUCCUCCUCUUCCUCCUCCUCGGAGCCAGGGCUAUGAACGACAUUGGAGAUUAUAUCGGGUCCAAUGUAGAAAUCUCCUGGCUGCCCAAUUUGGAUGACUUGAUGAAAGGCUACGCCCGGAAUUUCAGGCCUGGGAUCGGAGGCCCUCCUGUGAACGUGGCCCUAGCCAUUGAAGUUGCCAGCAUUGACCACAUCUCCGAAGCCAAUAUGGAAUACACCAUGACUGUUUUCCUGCAUCAGAGCUGGCGGGACGACCGGCUGUCCUACAACCACACCAACGAGACUCUGGGCCUGGACAGUCGCUUUGUGGACAAGCUCUGGCUGCCGGACACCUUCAUCGUCAACGCCAAGUCGGCCUGGUUUCACGACGUCACCGUGGAGAACAAGCUCAUCCGGUUGCAGCCGGACGGGGUCAUUCUGUACAGCAUCAGGAUUACCUCGACAGUGGCCUGCGACAUGGACCUUACGAAAUAUCCCAUGGACGAUCAGGAAUGCAUGCUCGAUUUGGAAAGCUAUGGCUAUGCCUCCGAGGAUAUUGUCUACCGCUGGUCCGAAAACCAGGAUCAGAUCCAUGGGUUGGACAAGCUGCAGCUCGCCCAGUUCACCAUCACGAGUUACCGCUUCACGACAGAAGUCAUGAACUUCAAAUCUGCUGGCCAGUUUCCCCGCCUGAGCCUCCACUUCCACUUGAGGAGGAACCGAGGGGUCUACAUCAUCCAGUCCUACGUGCCUUCCAUCCUCUUGGUUGCAAUGUCUUGGGUUUCGUUCUGGAUCAGCCAGUCUGCUGUGCCUGCCCGGGUGUCCUUAGGUAUCACGACCGUCCUGACCAUGACCACCCUGAUGGUGAGUGCUCGCUCGUCACUCCCCAGAGCGUCCGCCAUCAAAGCCUUGGACGUCUACUUCUGGAUCUGCUACGUCUUUGUCUUUGCGGCGCUGGUGGAAUAUGCCUUUGCCCAUUUCAACGCGGACUACAUGAAAAAGCAAAAGGACAAACUCAAGAGCAGCCGACAGAUGGAAGAGGUGAACGUCAAGAACGCCAUUGUGAUGUUUUCCCUUUCGAUCGCCGGCGUGAACCAGGAACUAGCCGUUUCCAACCGGCAACGCAGAGUCCCCAAAAACCUCCCCGGCGGCUCCUCGGAAGUCGAAACGGGGGAGACGAAAAAGCCGCAAGAGGCGAAACCCGAGAAAAAAACGGGCCUGAAGUCCCUCUUCAAGCCCAUCGACGCCGACACCAUCGAUAUCUACGCCAGGGCGGUUUUCCCAGCAGCCUUUGCCGCCGUCAACGUCAUUUACUGGGUGGCGUAUACGAUGUGAUGGAAGAAAAGAACGGGAUUAAUAAUCCCAGCAGAAUCUUGCAUGGUGGGAUCUCGCUUUGGGCUGCUUCUUCAGAUAAUGACAAGCUUUAUUUAUUAUAUUCAGAAAGACUAGGAGCGGAUUACAGUUUACAUAUAUAAGGCAAUGAUUCA
Molecule: messenger RNA, 1665 nt
Organism: Anolis carolinensis (green anole)
Lineage: Eukaryota; Metazoa; Chordata; Lepidosauria; Squamata; Anolidae
Gene: gabrd
Product: gamma-aminobutyric acid type A receptor subunit delta
Exons: 9
Coding region: 176-1513 (445 amino acids)
Biological process (GO): chloride transmembrane transport; regulation of membrane potential; nervous system process
Cellular component (GO): synapse; neuron projection; plasma membrane
Molecular function (GO): extracellular ligand-gated monoatomic ion channel activity; neurotransmitter receptor activity; GABA-A receptor activity
Source: RefSeq, a predicted model, not a curated record